Messenger RNA from Arabidopsis thaliana (thale cress), 1796 nucleotides. RefSeq names its product alpha-(1,6)-fucosyltransferase. The record is from RefSeq and is marked reviewed. Bases 68 to 1678 code for a protein of 536 amino acids. Lineage: Eukaryota; Viridiplantae; Streptophyta; Magnoliopsida; Brassicales; Brassicaceae. The transcript has 4 exons.
CACUAUCCGUUUCAUAUGUUUAUGUACCAACAAGUGGGUUUCGUUCUUAGUUAGACAAUAGAUUAGUAUGAGCAUGAAGUCAUUGAACAGAAUGGUUUCAGAGAAAGCAUUAAAACUUGGAAAUUCAUUUCCAUGUCAAAUCUGUGUAGUUGGGAUUCUAUGUGGAAUCUGUUUCACUUCACUCUUCUUAGCAGCUCUUACUUCCCUUGGCACCUUCGAGCUCGCAGCCUUCUCUUUAUCUGCCUCCUCCUCUGCUUUUCUUCCUUACAAUUCCACUUCUCACAUUAUCCAUAUGGUUUCAAGCAUGGACCGGAAAUUGAAAUGGACGAACAAAGCUGAGAAAGGAGAUAAUGAUGAUCAAGUAAAACUUUUGGUCUCUGCUUGGGACAAUUUAGUACUAAACAAUGAAGACUUCUUGAAGAAACUAGGGAUGAACAAAUCCGAUGUACCAAACGCUCCACAUUUGGAGAAUUGUGAGGUGAUAUCACGAGUUAGGGAGCGUUUAGAUACACGGAUAGCGAACCAGUCGUUUCCUACUUGGAUCACUGGAGGAGACGAACAGAACUAUCCGUUAACUAGGAUAGUACAAAGUGAGAUAUGGAUUCAUCAACAUCCUUUGGACUGCGAAAACGAAACUGUCAAGUUCCUUGUAGUUGAUUGGGAAACACUUCCUAUUUAUGGAUCCGGAGCUCAGAUCACUGAAAUGACUGGUCUUCUCGCAAUCGCUAUAAACGAAAACCGAGUGCUUGUUGCAAAUCAUUAUAACCGAGCAGAUCAUGAUGGUUGCAGAGGUUCUUCUCGUGGAAGAUGGUCAUGCUAUUUUCUACCUGAAACGUCGGAAGAGUGUCGGAAACGCGCGUUUGCGGUUGUAAGGGAGAAAGAAGCAUGGGAGAGUGGUACUGUUACAGGGAAACAAAACUACAGCUCAAAGGUGAUAUGGGCUGGACCUAUACCAAAACUAUGGGGUAAGCCUUGGAGUUAUAUGAAGCCUACUACAGAAAUCAACGGAAGUUUAAUCUCUAAACACCGAAAAAUGGAUCGAAGAUGGUGGAGAGCACAAGCAGUGAGAUACUUGAUGAGAUUUCAAACUGCAUACACUUGCGGUUUAAUGAACGCUGCUCGAAACACCGCGUUUGGAAAAGAAGCUGCCGAGAUUGUUCUUUCAGCGGGAGAUUGGAGAAAGAACAAGAAGAAAAAGGUUAAGACAGAGAUUGAGGAACAAGUAUGGUCGAACCACAAGCCGUGGGUUCCAAGGCCAAUGCUAAGUGUGCACGUACGGAUGGGAGACAAAGCGUGUGAGAUGAGAGUCGCGGCUUUAGAAGAGUACAUGCAUUUAGCUGAUCGGAUCAAAGAUCGAUUUCCGGAGCUUAACAAGAUCUGGUUGUCUACAGAGAUGAAGGAAGUUGUGGACAAAAGUAAAGAUUAUGAUCAUUGGAGAUUCUAUUACACGGAAGUGGCGAGACAAGUUGGUAAUAAGUCGAUUGCUGAGUAUGAAGCUAGCCUUGGGAGAGAGACAAGCACGAACUAUCCUCUUGUUAACUUCUUAAUGGCGUCAGAAGCUGAUUUUUUCGUUGGAGCUUUGGGUUCCACUUGGUGUUUCCUCAUCGAUGGUAUGAGGAAUACUGGUGGGAAAGUCAUGUCCGGUUAUCUUAGUGUCAAUAAAGAUCGGUUCUGGUAACUUUAUUGGUUAUGCUAUGUACAAAACAAGACUCCUCUUAUUUUUAUUUCUUUUUCUUAAUGUAGUGAUUUUUUUUUUUAAGUUUCUUCACCAAUGAAAAGUUUAGGAUGUUUCCCCA